Molecule: messenger RNA, 870 nt
Organism: Darwinula stevensoni
Lineage: Eukaryota; Metazoa; Arthropoda; Ostracoda; Podocopida; Darwinulidae
Source: the annotation of a GenBank genome assembly
AUGAGCUGCUCGUGGAGGCUUGGCCUGAUGACUUCAUCUCUAACCAUCCGCAACUGCUUCCUCCAAUGCAAGAUCAGGAGUGAAGGUAAUGGGGCUGGGGAGGGAGAGGCAGAAGCUGAGCUGGAGCAAUGUGUCAUUGAGAUUGAGGAGAAAAUUCUAGCUCUCUGUUACAAGGAGACCAUGGCUCUGGAUUUCAUCCUUAACCUUUUCCACUCGAAUUUUUUUCAUUAUACUGCACCAAACGAGUGCAAGAGUCAAAGUACCAAUGGGCGAGUAUACUCGCCCAUUCGAGUGGAAAAGGUUAAUCCUCCCCAGGAGCGGGAGGUUAUAACAGUGCCCUCGUCGUUGCGAGUAAAUCGUUCCGGCGAUGCAGGGACGGUGACAAGGAUCGAACGAUUCGAGGGAUCUGCUAAAGGUGCCAGUGGCCUCCAGUGCGGAUUCCCAGGCCGACCUGCCAACGGCGGGACCGUCAACGAUGCCACCUUUUACUUUUACCGGGACCUGGCCACGUACCAGUGCGCAGACGGGUUCGUUCUCUUCGGGCCGAGUCAGCGGAUGUGCAUGAAGAAUGGGACGUGGAGCGGGAGGCUGCCCACGUGCGAGUUCAACUUGGCCCGUGGGAAGGUGAGUCAGCAGAGUCUGACGUUAUUGAAUUAUCGAUCGGAUCUGGCCGUGGACGGAGACCCGGAAACAUGCUCGUACACGCCGAGGGACACGGAUUCAUCGAGGUGGUGGCAGGUGAACCUGGGACGAAGGUACAAUAUUGCCUCCGUCGGCAUCCGUAUCAACCGAGGUAUAUACUCUUGCUUCCUUAUCGCAUCGACUUUCGGAUUAUCGCUGCGCGUCGUCCAUGGUGAUGCAGUCGUGUGA